GCCUUCACUUGCCAGUGGGGGAAAAAAAGGCUGCAGGUUUGUUGUAGUGAGUUUAUCACUGAGACAGGGGUCAAGUGAAAGACAAAGAAAAAUGGCGAAUGCAUUCAUUUACUGGCUUCAGAGCACCAAGCUUUCUACUUUACAAUGUGUCCUGUCUGCAUUGCACUGCAGCUGCGUUUGGGGCUUCCUGCAUUUGAGAAGCUUUUUGAUUGCUGGCCUCCUUUUUUUUGGAGCCUAGGAGUGUCUUCCAGUGCUCCUUUUCCUCUCCUUCCGGACCUGGAGAGGAAAGAGUACAUUCUUACCAUGAAGCUGGAUGUUGGGGUCUAGGAAUGUCUAACACUGCAGAUGGUUCGUUUAGUACAGCCUCUCAGGGAGGUGGCAGCAGUGAAGCCCAGCACUUGCUCCAGACGUUCUGGCCACGUGUCAUGGAAGAGAUACGCAACUUGACACCAAAUGAUUUCAAGGUGCAAGAUCUUCCCUUGGCUCGUAUCAAGAAGAUUAUGAAGCUUGAUGAAGAUGUAAAGAUGAUCAGUGCAGAGGCACCAGUGCUGUUUGCGAAAGCAGCUCAGAUUUUCAUUACAGAGUUAUCCUUACGAGCAUGGAUACACACUGAAGAUAACAAACGCAGGACUCUGCAGAGGAACGACAUUGCCAUGGCCAUUACUAAGUUUGAUCAGUUUGAUUUUCUGAUUGACAUUGUUCCUAGAGAUGAGCUCAAACCUCCAAAACGACAGGAAGAAGUUCGCCAGACAGUUCCAAGCUCAGAGCAAGUGCAGUACUACUUCACAUUAGCUCAACAGCCCACAACUGUGCAAGUACAGGGGCAGCAACAGGGCCAACAGGGCUCUGGUAGCACAACCAUACAACCAAGUCAGAUCAUCAUUGGACAACCGCAACAGGGACAGGUAGUGCAAGGAGCUACUGUCCAGCAGUUACAGCAAGUACAGGUUGCACAAUCUCAGACUACAGCAUCUUCCAUUACGACUGCCCCGGUGACAAUGCAGGUUGGAGAUGGACAACAGGUGCAAAUUGUUCCAGCACAGAAUCAAACACAACAGACUCAGUCCAAUUCAGGACAGACCAUGCAGGUCAUGCAACAGAUUAUCACCAACACUGGCGAGAUACAGCAAAUACCGGUGCAAUUGAAUGCAGGACAACUGCAGUAUAUUCGGCUAGCUCAGCCUGUAUCUGGAACUCAAGUGGUCCAGGGACAAAUCCAGACCCUUGCCUCAGGAACUGCACAGCAGGUAGGACAAGCAGAAGUUCAACAGGGACAACAGCAACAGCAGCAACAGUACAGCCAGUUUACUGACGGACAGCAACUAUACCAGAUUCAACAGGUUACCAUGCCAGCAGGACAGGACAUUACCCAGCCUAUGUUCAUCCAGUCCACGAACCAGACUACAGAUGGGCAACCUACUCAGGUCACGGGGGAAUAGUGCAAAGGGAUUGGACAGCUGAAAUCAACUGCCAUAGAAGCCAUUGUAUAAAUAGUAAAGUCACUAAAUAACCAGGAUGGAAAAUGACUCUUUUUGAAGUUUUCUUUUUCUGUUGCAUUGUGCUAAGUGAAAAUAAUUGUACAUACGUAAAUUGCAAUAAACUCCUUCCGAGUAAUGCUUUGUAAACCCGUGAGAGGACAAGAAAGGAGAGUUCCUCCCAAUGCUGAUUACCCUGUACCAUCAUUGAUCAUAUUGCUGUCGUUCUAUUCAUUUGUACAGUGUUGUUGCUCACCAAGGUUAAUCAGCUUUUUUCUUAAAAAAAAAAGGAACAUAAUGGAGUAAAUCUGCAUUUAACAUAGAUCUGAGUUACAUGGAGGUAAACUUAUAAACUGUGUUCCUUGGUUCACCUAUCAGAGAGUCUAAUUAACAAUUUCUCCGUAACAGGUUUAUAAACCAGAGUUCUCAGAAUGCUGAAUCAAGACCUGUAUAUGUAAAUUGGUCAAAAUUAAAGAAUUGAUCACUGAGAGAUUUUUAUAGUGAAGCAUUAGAAGGGAAUGUUCAACAUCAAUGAAAAAGUCUUUUAACAGUGGAAUUCCAAUAGGAGUGUUAGAAUAUAAAAUAUGACCAAAGCUUAAUAGAGGAAAAUGAGCUGUAGUCAGGGAAAUGCAGGGAGCAAAUUCAUGAACUUGGGGCUAAACAGCUGAAGGCACAGACACUGAUGGGCGAACAAUUUUAAAUUGAUGAUGCUGAAGAAAUUUGAACGAGACGAGUGCAGAUUCCUUGGAAGCUGUGGGCUUGAGGCAAUAGGAGGGAAUGAGUCUUUGGAUGGAUUUGAAACCAGGAUGAAAAUUUAAAAAUGAAGACUAACAUUCAAAGUGCUGUGUAAAUCAGAGACCAAGAUCUAGUCUCCUCCAGAGAGGAGUAGAAAGAGACAUCUUAGAGAAUUCUGGUGAAAUGUUGAACAAUGUUUGUAAACUAUGCUCUCCAACUCAACAACUACAGUCUUAUACUACUGUUGGAAAAAGUGGGAUUAAACUUUAAAUAUUAAUGAGAUAUGGACAUUACUCAUAUGCACGUAUUUAUAUCGCUCCUCUAGUUGCCCUUCCAUCUUAUCAUUUUGUUACUUAUUUAAGAAAUCUGUUUAAUGUUUACAAAAUGUUGAUAGCUCAGUGAAGUUUAGAAUGUUGGUGUUUACAGUAACUGUCUCUUGGAUCUAACUGUAUAAUACUCAUGAGUGAACUGCACAGGGCCGUGAAGAUGAGGUGUUUGGUCAGAUAUUACAACUUACUUGAUAGAUACUUGUCUCAAUCCAUUCACAAGGUGCUCCUCUUCCAUCUCCAAUUUCCUGUUGCUGACUCUCAAAUGUGCAGUGGCUCCAGAAAGGACAUUGGGCACUUUCUUCACUGUACUUGGGAUGGAGACCAGCAUUGAUGAUAUGGCAUGCUCUUGGCAGCUCUCAAAAUGUACUACAAUUAUCCCAGUCUCUUCUUUUUUUUUCCUGGUAAUUAUCACCAAAUAAAUAUGGGUGCGGGAGACCCUUCCAUCCAUGCAGCAAUCUUCAAAUGCCCUAGUGUAGCACCCAUAUUUCUUGAAAAUUUCCAGGGACUUGUUUCUACUUGUCUGCAAAGAAGCUGAGUGUUGAUAUUGUAUGAUAAACAUCUUAUGAAUUUGAAUGAAUUUGAAACUUUCUCAUUGACCUGCUUAUGAACUUAGCUUUCCAUUUGUUCUCUAUGCUUGCUGUCAUAUGACACAUGUUCUCAUUCAUUGGAGGCUAAAUAAUCCUAGUUUCUCCCAUCAUUCCUUGUAUUUGAGAACUUUGACACUAGGAUUGACCCCUGAGGACUUCUCUGUGCUGCUCCAACACUUUGGUAUCUCUGUGUUUCGGUCAUCUAAAAUCAGAUAAAGAAAUAUUUUGGUGCAGUCCUAUACUCGACUUGACUUCAGCUGCCUCAGCUAUGUAGCUGAAUAUUGCUAACUGCUACCCAUAUGUGAGAUAGUAUUCAUUCACCCAGCAUGGGCAGCACUGAUGGAGCUGACAUUUAUUGCUGAGCUGCACUUACCUGGGAAGUUGGUGAUGGGCCAAUUUUUCAUGCAGAACUGUUACGCAGUUUAGGCAUUUUUUUGAUUAAACUUCAUUCAACCUUUGUAGGCCUCUUUGAAAUCCCUAACUAAUUUGACAUGAUUCAUGGACUAUCAGUUGUUUUAUUUUCUGUGUGGACUGUCAGUAUUACUUAGUCAGUUUCUGCACUGUUGAAGCAGUUUGACUUACUAGGCUUUUAUAAUUUGCAAGAUUUCCAUUGUUGCUAGUCUGAAUAGGGUAGCGUCCUGUAUACAGCUUGAAUGUACAAUUGAGUUUCUGUAUUUUCAAAUGGGGUGAACUAGGCCUGUUAUAAAAGAGUGCUGUGUGGAGCACAUCCCAAAAUCCUGAGUCAUUCUGUAUUUAUUAAAUUUAGAUCAUUUUGUGUUAAUUAAUGGGAAGUAAUUUGUUCCAGUGAUCCUGGGAGUGGAUUGGUCAGCAGUGAGACGAAUCUUCACUUUGAGUGAACAGAAAAUUUUCAAUUUUGAAAGAAUGAAUACUUCAACGAAUCCUGAUGGAUUGUUAACAGGUAUCCGUUGUCUAUUCACCCUGACUAGGUCAGGCUUAAUUUCAAUAUUGUUUUAAUCCUGCUGGUUGCAUAGAGAAUAACACAGCACCACAGUCAGUCCAUUAAGCCCAUUAUGUUUGUGCCUGCUAUAUGCAGUUUAAUUACACUUUCCAUAAAACUCUGAAGAUGUUUUUCUAUUCUUACAUUUUUCUAAUAUACUUUAGAAAAUGUUAUUGAAUGUGCUUCUAAACCCUUUAAGACGGUACUUCCCGAUCAUCUGAUGUUUAUGUAAAAUAAAAUACACAUUUCUCAUGUUCCUCCUUGUUCUUUUGCCCACUACCUUAAAUCUGUGUGUUCUGACUACCAGCUUUUCUGCUUUUGGAAUCUGUUUCUUGGGUAUAGAGCAAGAGUAUAAGUUCUGAGCCUUUAAGAGUGAUUAAAGCGAGCCUUUGUAAUAUGAACACAGGACAGAGCAUUAGCAGGUUUUCUUCACAAGCUGGCUGUGCUUGCACUGGAACUGGGCACAACAUCUCCUACGUAUUAUAAUGAUUGGUUUGUGCUCCUCCACCUUGACUGCACUUGAAGGAAUGUAGUUCUUUCUGAAUUGAAACUUUGUUCUAUUGAGUCUGCGAAGCUGAAGGAUUGCAUGUAAAAUUAGACUGAGAUCACUUGUGGAUUUAACAGCCAAAUAUAUAGAGAGCACCAUACCUCAUCUGCACGUAUCCUCUACAUGUUGUGCUUCACAUCUUGAGCUUUUAUUAAUGUGGGCACCUUCUGUCAGCCAGAGGGUGACAUCUUUCUCCCUCCACCCCCUUCAAUAAAAAACUUACCACUGAUUCCUACCUUAAUCCCAUAUAUGAAGAUUGACUCCAUUUGCAAGAUACUGAAGGGCUGUUGGGAGUCUUGAAAUUCUAUUCCAACAAGAUUCAAUAUUUUUGUUGGGGAUUGGAGUGAAAAUGUUGUAAAGUGAUACUGGAACCUGGUAUUUUACAAGUUUCUAAAGCUAGGUUUCUUUCAUUUUGUUGCUGAACAUAUAUUUGACUUGCCAAACAGUGUUUGUUUGCUAUUAUGCUUUUCAUAUUCCCAGUACAAUCUGUCAUAUUUUCUCCCCUCAUGAUUAGAUCUUUCCUUGCCAGAUCUGUUUGUACCUCAGUCACUGACAAACCUGACCAACCCUGGCCUUAACCCUUUGCUUAUUUAAUUUCUUCAUUUCCCAUCAUAAGUAAACUUAUUUUUAUUUAAAAUAUUCUGCUAAAGAGCAGCUAAAUUAUGCCCAAUCUGCUUAUUUAAGAAAUAAGUGACACACACAGACCAGACAUGUCCUCAGCUCAAUUCAGUGUUUAUGUUGAAUUAAGUGAUCUUGACAAUGCUACAUACACAUGGUACAGUCAAACUUGUCACAUAUAGGUUCGAGGCAAGGGACAAUUAUGCUGCAAUGUUAUCCAAGCAUUGCUGGAAAAUACUUGCAGGUGAGAGGAGCAUCAGCAGAGGGCCCCUACCACCCACUGACCCCAGCCACUUGCUCAUUGUUGAUGACCAGUUUAUUUGCAGUGGACCUCUCCUUCCAUGUGUGAAUAAGUUGAUAAAACAUGAAGUGACUGUGGUGAGAAGAUCAUUAAGAAGGCGUUGUAAUGUUUAGAAAAGCUGAUUAAUUUUGUGUGAUAUUUUUGUUUCAUUUCAAUUUUAUAAACCACAGUUGAUUCUAAUGAGUGUUUGGUUUUGUGUGUGCAUUAAAAAUAAUGUUUAUUUGA
Messenger RNA from Hemiscyllium ocellatum (epaulette shark), 5775 nucleotides. RefSeq names its product nuclear transcription factor Y, gamma (gene nfyc). Gene Ontology annotation, biological process: regulation of DNA-templated transcription. The transcript has 11 exons. Gene Ontology annotation, cellular component: CCAAT-binding factor complex; nucleus. Lineage: Eukaryota; Metazoa; Chordata; Chondrichthyes; Orectolobiformes; Hemiscylliidae. Bases 330 to 1439 code for a protein of 369 amino acids. Gene Ontology annotation, molecular function: DNA-binding transcription activator activity, RNA polymerase II-specific; protein heterodimerization activity; DNA binding. The record is from RefSeq and is a predicted model, not a curated record.